Daldinia vernicosa is the source of this 1504-nucleotide messenger RNA. RefSeq lists its product as uncharacterized. The record is from RefSeq and is a predicted model, not a curated record. The transcript has a single exon. NCBI's taxonomy places the organism in Eukaryota, Fungi, Ascomycota, Sordariomycetes, Xylariales, Hypoxylaceae. Bases 472 to 1371 code for a protein of 299 amino acids.
GGUGCGUUGCCGCCCCUAGAAGUGUGAGGUAUGUUGUGAAAGGCGACAAACUUUGUUCCUAAGGUACUUAAACAAGCGUGGCGGACUUUACGACGCGCUGACGUGGUUGUGUGUGGAUGGUUGCUGCAUUGGUCCGUUUCUUAGGCGGUUGAUUAGGCGACUAUGAUUCUGUAUGCUUUUAUUGACGGCUGUCAUUGUCGCAAACACGAUUCAGUACCUGGUAUCCCCCGCACCCAUUACAACGGGAUUGUAUUGUGGCCCAAAGAACUGCCUGGCAUCUUUAUGCCUAAUUAUCCAUAUGUAAAAAAAGAAGCUUUGUGUUGUCCGGUACGACAUAUGAUUUCUAACCUCCUUGGUUUUAUUUUGACGCGAAUACAAAUGCAACACGGCGGGCCGUCCCUGCGCCUGCGCUUCUGUCGAAGUACAUCACCUUGCCGUAUACCAGAAGGAUAAAGACUUGUUAAAAAUAUCAUGGCGGCAGUACAAAGAAGCAACUAUCUCCCUUACCUUCAACAACUCCUCGACACUCAAGGCGACACGGAGGGCGUGGCCAUAGAAAGCGUAUGCGGGAUCUGCCAGGAAAACAAACUAGAUAUUUCGAAGAGCGCCAGGGAAUUUACUUCUUCUAUCGAACCCCCAGAGGAGCAUCUCCAACUACAUCGAAACUUUGUCGAUUAUCUCAAACAUGAUAUCGAACGGACUGUAGUUCUUGCAUGUGGUCAUGUUUUUGGCGAUCGAUGCAUCAGGGGCCUCUUAGCGCAAGGAUCAGACCUCGUCUGUCCGUCUUGCGGGUUUAGAAUGGCAUAUCAAGGCUGCGGCCACGCCAUCGCGCCGGCCCUAAUCCAAGUCGAAGGCAACAAUCCGAUCCGGGACACAUUUCCCCUGACGAUCCCCGAAGGUGCAAGAGACCCGCAAAACUGUAUGGAGUGUAGAUGGAGACACAUUCGGUCGCAUAUUCGGUAUGCUCUUGCCGACGAGUGUAUCUCAUGCCGGCAAAGGACGCUCGCCCACGUGCCUCUAGACGCGGCUGGACACCGCGCACAUAGAGAUCAACAUAUGAGCAUAGGACUUCGACAAUCCCUGGACGACAUCCUAGCGCUUGUUUGGCCCGAGUUCGUGACACGCGAGACAAAUUCGUCCCUAUCGAAGGCUUCAGCUGAAAGUGAGCGCCACCAAAUCCACGUUUCACUGCUAAACGCCAUGGUCCGAUCGGAAAUGGAGGACACAAUUUGGUAUCGCACCAAAGCCGGCAGGUCGACUCACCUAACUAAGGAACAGUUGAGGAGGCAUACCCGCGGGAUGGCAUCGAUCGAGCAGACUCUUCUGGGCUGGCUCAUGGACUCUACUCGAGAGCAGAGACGGAUGUGGUAGAUUAUUGUGUUUGUUAUUAUUAUUUCGCCGAAAGGAUUUCCGGCCUCGGAUGGAGUAGGUGAUUCAGGUUGCAAGGUUUAUAAAUAGGCACUUUGUAUUCAAUAAAGAUAUCAAAACGCUGUCGAUCCCUAGG